This is a messenger RNA of Clonostachys rhizophaga, 585 nucleotides long. Lineage: Eukaryota; Fungi; Ascomycota; Sordariomycetes; Hypocreales; Bionectriaceae. The record is from the annotation of a GenBank genome assembly.
AUGGCUGAGCUCCAGUUCCCAUUCACCUUCGCCGCCGACCCCAACACGGAUCUGUGGAAGAAGCCUCCCAGCCACGACGCAAAGAACGCCCCCGUCCGCCCCCUCAGCAAGGCCCCCCUCGCCCAGUUCCAAUCCGCCUCCGUCUCCUUCACCUGCCCCUACACGGUCCAGUUCGACCAGGCCGGCCUCGUCCUCCGCCUCUCCCACGCCGCCUCCAGCGCGACCAAGUGGAUCAAGACCGGCGUCGAGUUCUUCAACGGCGUGCCCCGCCUCUCCGUCGUCUGCUGCGACAACUACUCCGACUGGAGCGUCACCACCCUGCCCGACGCCGGCGGUGACGUCGUCGCGGGUAAGAAGAGCAUCACCGUCCGCGUGGAGCGCGACGGCGUCACCCUCUGGGUGUACUGGGUCAACGGCGACGAGAAGGUCGCCCUGAGGGAGAUCGCCUGGGUCUACGGGCCCGACGGCGCCGGCGAGGGAUGGGAGCUCGAGGUCGGCGCCCUGGUCGCCCGGCCCAACCCAGAGGCCAAGGAUCAGCUCGUAGCUACUUUCCAGAACCUCGAGGUCGCGUGGGCCAAGCAGUAG